AUGCUCGAGUCUGCGGACGACAGUAGCCACGCGGACGGUGCCCCUACCCAGGUGGUGUUCCUGCCAAACGGCAGCAUCAGCAUCCCCACCCCCGGCGGGACCAGCACCACCGCACCCCAGGACGCGUCCCCCGUGGUCGUGCAGGACCUCGACCAAGCCGCAGGGAGCGGCGACGGCGACGGUGACUUUGACGACCAGGAGCUCUCCAGGCUGUCCCCCGAGCACGGUGCCGACCUGGGCGCGACCUCCUUCCAGAGCCCUGGCUUUUUAAAUGGGGAGGAGGGCACGCCCGCAACACAGCCGUCUGUCCCUGUCAUGACGGGCGCGUCCCUGGUGGUGCAUGCCCCGCCGGCGCCCCCGCUCCCCCCGGCGCGCGCCCUCCCGCCGGCCCCUGCGCCGGGCGAGCCCUCCCCAGCCCCAGAACCCAGCCCCGAGAGCGUGGGUAGCGCCACGGAGACCGUGACCGUGCUCUCGCCUGAAACAAACCCCAGCCGGGAGGGGCCCCUGCCCCUGCCCUACCCCAAGUCCUCCGUCGACGGCAGCGGCAAGAGCCAGACCAUCGCCAUCGCGGUGUCAGCCUCCGUGGGCGGCUUCGUGGGCCUGCUGCUCCUCGCCUCCAUCCCCCUGGUCAUCUGGCUGGUGAGGCGGCGCCGCGCCUGGCUGCGCGAGCAGUCCCGCCUGAGCUCCGGCUCCGACCUGGAGGCCGGGCUGGGGUCGGGCCGGCGCAGCAGCUCCCCCCUGGCCAAGCCUGCGCCCAACGAUCGCGGCGACGGCGACGGCAGCCUGGUCACGCGCCCCUCCACCGGCAUGCUGGGCCUGCUGCCCCUGCUGGGCCUGGGCGCGCGGGAGGCCCCCUCCCGCAUGCAGUUCAUGGACCUGCUGGAGGACGAGCUGGCGCCGCAGCGCUCGGCGGCGAGCUCGCAGCUGUGGCCCGGCGGCUCGGGGGCGCUGCCCUGGACCGACGGGCGCGUGAGCCCGGAGGAGAUCACCAUCGCGCUGCGCCCCGACGGCAGCCCCUGGCUGCUGGGCGCCGGCGCGUACGGCCGCGUGUACCGCGCGCUGCGCGAUGGGGUGCAGCCCGUGGCGGUCAAGGUGCUGACGGGGAUGGAGAACAGCCGGCGCAGGGACGAGUUCAUACGCGAGGUCACGCUGCUGCGCUCCUGCCGCGACCACAACAUCGUCCAGUUCAUCGGCGCCUGCAUCCAGGGCGAGGAGGCCAUGCUGGUGACGGAGUUCAUGGAGUUUGGCGACCUGUGGCGCGCGGCCACGCUGCGCUCACCACGCGGCGACCGCAUCUUUGGCUGGUGGGGCCGGGGCCGCAAGGUGGCCCUGGACAUCGCACGGGGGCUGCACUUCCUGCACUCCCGCUCCAUCGUGCACCUGGACCUGAAGAGCGCCAAUGUCCUGCUGAUGCGUGACGGCACCGCCAAGAUCGCGGAUGUCGGCUUCGCGCGCGUCAUGAGCAAGAGCUACAUGCUGUCCUCCACGGGCGGCCUCGGCACCUUUGCCUGGAGCGCCCCCGAGAUGCUCUUUGGCGACCGCUGCAGCGCCAAGUCCGACAUCUACUCCUUCGGCAUCGUGCUGUGGGAGAUCGUGACGGGGGAGACCCCCCUGCGCGGCGACAUGCGCCCCAUGCGCGUGCCCGAGGAGUGCUCCCAGGGCGUGGUGGACCUGUUUGACGCCUGCCUGGCGCAGGACCCGUCGGCGCGCCCGGACACGCGGUCCCUGGUCACCCGCAUCCAGGAGCUACUGGACGAGCCAGUGCCGGGCGCGGCGCAGGGGGUGGAGCUCGAUGCGGCGGGCGACCGGGGGGUUGGCAAACCUGCUGCGGCGGCAGCUCAGGGGCCCGGCGGCUCUGCGGCACCGGCUCAAGUGCCGGACGCCGCUCGGGCGAGGGCCGACGCCCCGCCCGCCGCGGACGCCUGA
Molecule: messenger RNA, 1926 nt
Organism: Auxenochlorella protothecoides
Lineage: Eukaryota; Viridiplantae; Chlorophyta; Trebouxiophyceae; Chlorellales; Chlorellaceae
Product: Serine/threonine-protein kinase CTR1
Exons: 6
Coding region: 1-1926 (641 amino acids)
Biological process (GO): protein phosphorylation
Molecular function (GO): protein kinase activity; ATP binding
Source: RefSeq, a predicted model, not a curated record